CAAGUUGAGAAGCAUUGUCCGAAUCAUAGUGAAUCACGAUUCCUAUUGUCGUGAAAGUUGAAACGAACUCCUUCCUCUUAUCAUCUACCAGUUGCAUACGGGCAAACUCCUAACAGGUCUUCCAUUCUGCAAUCCAACUGCCUUUCAACAAAGACGACUCCCGCAUUCAAUCUUCUCCUCUUCGUUUGAUGUUAACGAUUCGACCAUGAACAGCCUGGAAUUAAUCCUCUCUUGAGCAGAAACCAUAUCCUUCUGAGAAAACAAAUAGACCGGAAACAAUGUCAUGAACCAAAUUGUCUCUCUCUUGGCUUCGGAAAAAAAAAUGUCUCCCUCUCUCUCUAAAUCUCCCUCUUAUCGUCGUUACGUGACGCUGAUAUUGGCAUGUGGAUCCGAUCCUGUUGUUUUUUGUUCAUAAUUGCAUUUCGCAGAUCAGCGCGUAGGCUCACUGGCGAUUUCGACGUUUGAAGCUUGGGUUUUUGGUUAAAUGCUUAAAAGGAAAAAGACAUUUGAUUUGAAUUAAAAAAGAGUAUAGGAGGAAGAGAUGGCGGUGAAAAUGGGAUCAUUCAAGAGUGUUUUUGCAGAAAAAAGCAGGGAGAGGCUACUUUCCAAUAAGGGGGGAUAUUCAGAACUUGGGUUCUGCAUCAAUGAUGGAGUUGAUGAAACAAAGGGAUGGCGGUGGUGUUGUUCUCCGAUAGAAGUAAUCGUUAACUCAUGGACAACAUUGUCACAGUCUGCUAUUAAGUUAUGGGAGUUUGGUCGUUCCGACCCGAGGAAAGCUAUAUUCGCGGCCAAAGGGGGAUUGGCACUGGUACUUAUUACACUGCUUAUAUUCUACAGAGAACCAUUCAAGGAUCUCGGUACUUACUCUGUUUGGGCCAUUAUGACUGUGGUUGUCGUCUUCGAGUUCAGCGUAGGAUCGACCCUUAGCAAAGGGUUUAAUCGUGGUUUGGGGACAUUAUCUGCUGGAGGUCUUGCUAUAGGAAUGGCAGAGCUAUCUAUUUUAUUUGGGAAGGGGGAAGCAUCCUUCAUUGUUUUCAGCAUCUUCAUUAUAGGAUUUUGUGCCAACUUCAUCAAAAUGCACCCAACGAUGAAACCAUAUGAAUAUGGGUUUCGUGUGUUUCUCUUGACUUACUGUUUUAUAAUGGUAUCUGGGUAUAAAACAAGGGAGUUUGUCACCACAGUAGUGAACCGCUUCAUGCUCAUUGUCCUUGGUGCCGGUAUUUGUUUGGUUGUUACUAUAUUCAUUUACCCUCUUUGGGCGGGUGAGGACUUGCACAACUUGGUUGUCAAAAACUUCAUGAAUGUUGCUGCUUCUUUGGAAGGAUGUGUUAAUGGAUACUUGCAGUGUAUUGAAUAUGAGAGGAUCCCUUCAAAAAUUCUUACUUUCCAAGCUUUUGAUGACGAAGUAUACAAGGGCUACAGAUCAGCUCUAGGAUCUACUUUCCAAGAAGAGACCCUGCUAGGUUUUGCUGUCUGGGAACCACCUCAUGGACCUUAUAAAAUGUUCAGUUAUCCUUGGAAGAACUAUGUCAAAGUAAGUGGCGCACUGAGGCAUUGUGCAUUCAUGGUCAUGGCUUUGCAUGGAUGUAUACUUUCUGAAAUACAGGCACCUGCAGAAAGAAGACAGGUCUUCAGCAGUGAGUUGCAGAGGGUAGGUACUGAAGGUGCUAAAGUGUUGCGUGAGCUUGGAAAUAAAGUCAAGAAGAUGGAGAGGUUAAAUCCCGGUGACAUUCUUUCUGAAGUGCAUGACGCAGCUGAAGAGCUGCAGAACAAGAUAGAUCGAAAAUCAUACCUUCUUGUCAACUCUGAGAGCUGGGAGAUUGGAAGACGGCAUAAAGUCCCAGAAGAUUCUGAGGAAAUUGUUGGUAGUCUAGAUGAUGAAAGUAAAUUCUUGUCAAUAAAGUCACUAAGCGAAGCAGUUCUCGACCUUAGAUCAGUGGAGGUGCCAAAAGGCUGGGAUGUUCACAAUACUAACAUGGGUAUCAACACCCCUCUGCUAGAAGAUGAUACAUCUGAAAAUACCAAGAUACAGUUAUCAUGGCCGUCGCGCUACUCACUCAUUGGUGAUGGGAUGCUUAACAACGAAGAAUCAAGAACAUAUGAAAGUGCAAGUGCCUUGUCUUUGGCUACAUUUGCUUCUCUUCUAAUAGAGUUUGUUGCAAGGCUUCAAAAUCUUGUUGAUUCAUUCCAAGAGCUUAGUGAGAAGGCCAAAUUUAAGGUACCUGUUGACCCACCACCAAAUGAGGUUAUUGGAUUUUGGACCAGAUUUUCUAAAUGCUUCCUGUUCAAGAAUUAAGAUCUAAUUAUCUCUGUAAUCGCUAUUGUAGAUUUUCAUAAUGAAUUGUUUACUGAUUAUGACUGA
Molecule: messenger RNA, 2362 nt
Organism: Nelumbo nucifera (sacred lotus)
Lineage: Eukaryota; Viridiplantae; Streptophyta; Magnoliopsida; Proteales; Nelumbonaceae
Product: aluminum-activated malate transporter 9
Biological process (GO): malate transport
Source: RefSeq, a predicted model, not a curated record